AUGGCAUCUCCACCAGUCAUUCCAAAACAAUUUACAUACGAAAUUAUUACAACAGGUCUCAAUUCGCCUAUUAAGGAAAUUCAAGACUAUACAAAUUUAGAUUUGGAACCCUUCGAGAAAAGUCCAAUAUGGUCUAAUAACUAUCUCUCACAAUUGAACAUUCAACGCCAACCUUUUGCUUUUCAAAUUGAACUUGUUCAAUCUGUCAUAAACAGUGGAAACUCGCUUGUUAGCUUGCGAACAGGUGCGGGAAAAACAUACAUAGCGGCACUUUUAAUAAAAUAUUAUUACAUGAAGAAACAAAAAGAAGAAAAUAAACAGUUUUUAACAUUUUUCUUUAUUCCUAAUCGGUCCAUUCGUGAUCAACAAGUUGCAGCUAUACAUGAUGUUGGCGACCUUCGCGUUAUGCCUUGUGAUGAUGAUUCGUCAGUUCAUGAAUUUGUUCAAUAUAGUCAUGUAAUUGUUUGUACACCACAAAAGUUUUUGAAUUGCUUAGUCGAUAAAACAAUUUUUUUAAACCAAGUUGAUUUGUUAAUAUUUGAUGAAUGUCAUCAUUGUAUUGGAAAUCAUCCUUAUUCGAAAAUAAUGGAACAAUAUCUAGUUUAUCAUCCAUUGGAGCAUCAGCCGAAAAUAAUUGGUCUCACUGCAUCGUGUGGAACCAAACUAACGCGUCCAGAACUAGUAUUUGAAGAGUUAUCAAAUUCGCAAAAGCGUCAGCAUAAUGCGCUCAACAAGCUUUAUGAAUUAUGUGCAACACUCAAUUGCAAUAAUGUUGUAACUAUAAAAAAUGCAGAACAUAUAGAAGAAUUAAGUAAAAAAAUACAUAUGCCAAUAGAUGAUCAAAUUCUCACUGUUCAAUCAAUGUCAUUUGAUCAGCAUUUAAAAAAAUUAGGUGCAACGAUCAAAUCUUUAUUAGAAUACAUAGGAUCGCAAUGUUCUCCAACUAUUGAUAAAUUUACCGAUGAACAAAAUUUAGUUGAAAACAAAAAGGAUGCAGAGAAGCAGAACAAUUUCACAAACGUCAUAUUGAUAAAAUACAUGAUUAUGUUUGUCAAAAGACUCGACGCAUUAACUGAUUUACCAUUGAAAUCAAUAAUCAAUGAUAUCAUCAAUAAAAUUGAUCUAUUUUACAAUAAAAAAGAAACACCAAUGGCCAUUGAAACUGAAGUUCAUGAUUAUUGUAUACAAACAAUGAAUAGCAUUGUCGAACAACUGAAAGAAAGUCAAUAUUAUUUAACAAACCCCAAGCUUGAUUUUUUGACUGAUUUAUUACAACGACUUAUUAAACAAAGAGACGAUGCGAGAGGGCUAAUUUUAGUUUCACGUACACUUUACGCGAAGCUUUUGUUUGAUUAUUUCAAUGAACGUCAAGAUUCUAAGAACAUUAUACAACCUUAUUGGCUUGUCGGCCAAAAUGGUGUUGACUAUCAGAAUAGUCUGAGUGAACAGGACGAAGCAUUGGAAAACUUUCGAAAAGGAUUGUCAAAUGUGCUGAUUGCUACAGAUAUUGUACAAGAGGGUUUGGAUGUACCGGAAUGUUCUUUUAUCAUACGCUAUGAAUUUGUUUCAAAUGAAAUUGGCACAGUUCAAUCAAGAGGACGAGCGCGAGCAGAAAAAAGUUCUUGCUUUUUAGUUGUUGACGAAGGUUCAAAAAAUCAUGUCAAAGAGAUGACAAAUCGUUUGAAAGAAAAAGAAAUGUUAGAAGCGCUUAACAGGUGGCAACAAAUAUCAUCCCAUGACUUGAAACUCAAUCUGCAAAAAGUGCAGAAUAGAAUUAUUGAUGAAUGGCGUGCCGCAGCUGAUUUGAAAAAAAGAUUCCAGUCUACGUUACAAGAUUCAGAGGACAUAGAUGGCAAAGUUUCAUGUCGCGCAUGCGAUUACUAUUUAGGUGAAAUUUCAUGGAUACGUAAACGAAAUAAUAGUUAUUUUGUUCAACAGCAACAACUUGCUGAACAUGUAGAAAUCGAAUUGUAUUCUCCAGCAAAAAUGUACAAAGAAAUACAAGUGAAUGGAAAAGUUCGAUGUGGAAAUAGAAAAUGUCGUGAGGACAUAGGUGGAGUUCAGCAAUAUACUGAUCGACCAGAUAUUAGAGAAAUAUGUGCACUUGCAUGUAAAAAAUUGAAAUUUACUUUGAAAGAUCCAGAUGGCGAUUGUAAAGUUUCAAUGGUCAAUAAAUGGACUGAAAUUACAUUUAAAAUACCUGAAUUGGAACCACUCAUGUCGAUUAAUGUAGCGCCUGAUCAACAGUAG
Rotaria socialis is the source of this 2250-nucleotide messenger RNA. The record is from the annotation of a GenBank genome assembly. Lineage: Eukaryota; Metazoa; Rotifera; Eurotatoria; Philodinida; Philodinidae.